AUGGUAAGUAGAUCCGAAAAUUUUAUUUUUUUUUUGUAACGUAACAUUUUAUCGGGCUUGUUAUCACCGUUUCUCACUCCUCUAAUUUCAGGCUGCUGUUCUAUUUUUCCCCCUGGAAAGCACUCCCCGUGGUUGCGGCGACUUCAAGACAUGCCCGGAUGGGGCCCGUUGUUAUCGAGCGUAUGAGUAAGUUUUUCUCCUUUGCUUUUGUGAUUUUUUUUUUUGCAUUUUUAUCUUUUUGGCCGUAAAUUUAUUUUUUGGAUAUGAAAAUAGUGAAUUUUAUAUGUUUUGGGUAAAUUUUGUCCGAAAAAUGUCGAAAAUUGGCCUUUAUCUGUAACAAAACAUGAGUUAUUCCCCUAUUUUUUUUUGAUAACAAAUUUCCAUGUAUAAUAUCGGUGUUUUAACUGACCUGAUUUUUAGCUCGCCUGACGCUUUCUCCUGCUUCCCGGUCGGAAUGGAUCCAACUUCGACUGGCAUUCUCGAGGGCUUGGCGCCAUGCAAUUGUCUCUCCGCCUUUUGGAUUGGACUGCUCGUUGUCCUGGCCGUUCUGUUCGGUAUCAUCUUGGGAUGUGGUGGCUUUUGGAGUUGCCGCUGGUAUAAGAAGUACCGUGCUGCCAAGAAGAUCGACCAAGUGGAGGUGGCUGAUGACCCUGAGCCGACGUUGUUGUUCUGA
Molecule: messenger RNA, 673 nt
Organism: Bursaphelenchus xylophilus (pine wood nematode)
Lineage: Eukaryota; Metazoa; Nematoda; Chromadorea; Rhabditida; Aphelenchoididae
Source: the annotation of a GenBank genome assembly